UGUUCGAGUUUUGAUUGAUUAAUAUCAUCAUGGCUGUUUCCAGCUGCGCUAGGGUUCUUUCUUGUUCUUUUGAUUGCCGCCCAGAUCCCCAUUUCACCGGCAACUUUCGCCCUGAGAUACCCUCGUUAUCUUCUAGCAAGGCCCGUUCGCUUCCUUUCCAGGGAGGAUCAUCGCCUUCGUCUCCCUUCUUUGGCUCGGGUUUGUCUUCUCUUAUCCUCAAGUUCCCUCCCAAUUUCGUCCGUCAGCUCAGCAACAAAGCUCGGAGAAAUUGCAGCAACAUCGGCGUGGCCCAAGUCGUGGCGGCUGCUUGGUCGAACAAUCCUUCUUCUGCUGUACCUGCUUCUGCUACCGCCGUCAACCCCACCACCACUGCUCCUCUCGACGAUAUCAACAUCGUCAAUGGUGCCCAGGUGGUGGCCGAUGGUGAAUGUUCUGACAGUACUAAUACUAAUGUACAGUUUAAGGGUUCGGCCGCUUUGACGGCCUCAUUUUUGCGCUCCGAUGCGAGCCUCGCUGUUCAUGCCGGUGAAAGAUUAGGGCGCGGUAUAGUUACUGAUGCAAUCACCACCCCUGUUGUCAAUACUUCUGCUUACUUCUUUCAGAAUACUGAACAGCUUAUUGAUUUCAAGGAGAAACGCCAUGAUAGUUUUGAGUAUGGGCGCUAUGGAAAUCCAACUACGGUGGUUGCUGAGGAAAAGCUGAGUGCACUUGAAGGGGCUGAAUCAACACAGUUGAUGGCAUCAGGAAUGUAUGCUAGUAUAGUUAUGAUGUUUGCAUUGGUUCCAGCUGGUGGUCAUAUCAUAACAACUACAGACUGCUACAGGAAAACAAGAAUAUUUAUUGAAACCAUACUCCCCAAAAUGGCGAUCACGGUUACCGUUAUUGACCCUGCUGAUAUGGAGUCCCUGAAAAGUACACUCGAAAAGCAUGAUGUAACUCUUUUCUUUACAGAAUCUCCAACCAAUCCAUACCUCCGAUGUGUUGACGUUGAAUUUGUUUCAAAGCUUUGCCAUAGCCAUGGUGCACUGGUCUGUGUGGAUGGAACAUUUGCCACACCUGUGAACCAGAAGGCCCUUGCCCUUGGUGCGGACAUUGUUCUGCACUCUGCAACAAAGUACAUUGGAGGUCAUAAUGAUGUUCUUGCAGGUUACGUUAGUGGUUCUGAAAAAAUAAUAUCUGAAGUUCGUAAGAUUCAUCAUAUUUUUGGUGGUGCUCUCAACCCAAAUGCCGCGUAUCUCCUUAUCCGAGGCAUGAAGACAUUGCAUCUUCGUGUACAGCAACAUAAUUCGACAGCGUUGAGGAUGGCCGAGAUUUUAGAGGCACAUCCUAAGGUGGCGCGUGUCCAUUAUCCUGGCUUGUCUAGUCACCCAGAACAUCACAUAGCCAAGAAACAAAUGACUGGUUUUGGUGGUGUUGUCAGUUUUGAGAUUGACGGAGACUUGAUGACCACUAGGAAUUUCAUUGACAACUUAAAAAUACCCUAUAACGCCCCAUCCUUUGGUGGCUGUGAGAGCAUUGUAGAUCAGCCUGCAAUCAUGUCCUACUGGGAUCUGACACAGUCGGGAAGAGCUAAGGUUGGGAUCAAGGAGAGCUUGAUAAGGUUCAGUUUUGGAAUAGAGGAUUUUGAAGACUUGAAGGCUGAUAUACUCCAUGCUCUAGAGGCCAUAUAGGGUGUGUCAACUUUCACAAGGUGUUCUGGUGGACUGCAUCUAAAUUUUCUUCUGGUGUUUUAUGACCUUUUGCUGUGUGUUGUUCCAAGUCAAAAUAAGAAUUCUUCCAUGUAAUUGCCAGCUUGGAUAAUGAUUUUAUCUUUUAGCUAUAAAAAAAAAUUGGAGCACUUCUUUUUCA
This is a messenger RNA of Telopea speciosissima, 1848 nucleotides long. RefSeq names its product cystathionine gamma-synthase 1, chloroplastic-like. Gene Ontology annotation, biological process: transsulfuration. NCBI's taxonomy places the organism in Eukaryota, Viridiplantae, Streptophyta, Magnoliopsida, Proteales, Proteaceae. Gene Ontology annotation, molecular function: pyridoxal phosphate binding; cystathionine gamma-synthase activity. The record is from RefSeq and is a predicted model, not a curated record. Bases 30 to 1670 code for a protein of 546 amino acids. Gene Ontology annotation, cellular component: chloroplast. The transcript has 11 exons.